Molecule: messenger RNA, 1706 nt
Organism: Durio zibethinus
Lineage: Eukaryota; Viridiplantae; Streptophyta; Magnoliopsida; Malvales; Malvaceae
Product: aspartate aminotransferase, mitochondrial-like
Biological process (GO): biosynthetic process; amino acid metabolic process
Cellular component (GO): mitochondrion
Molecular function (GO): L-aspartate:2-oxoglutarate transaminase activity; pyridoxal phosphate binding
Source: RefSeq, a predicted model, not a curated record
CCAACGAACAAAACAGAAAAAGCCCACUGAAAAACAUAGUCAAAACUCCCAUCUUUUUGAACAAAAAAUAAAACCAUGGAAGAUUAAGAAAAACACCGUUGAUUUUCCUUUUUCCCAGGCUUCCAUCGUCUUCGUAUUUAUAUACUCAACUAUGAGUUACCUGAACACAACAGAACCAAAGCAGCGGCAGCUUUUCGCAUUUCUUGGUGACGAUUAUGUGGAGAUACCUGAGAAGAGGAAUAUCAACUUCCACCAGGGCCAGAGCCAGUCCAUGUUCAUGGUGGGACCAUGUCACUCCAGCUCCUAAGGACCCCGUCAAUGCUGUCACCGAAGCUUUUCUUGCUGACCCUUGUCCUUACAAGAUUAAUCUUGGAGUGGGAGCUUACAGGGAUGAUGAGGGGAAACCCAUUGUUCUUCAAUGCGUUAGGGAAGCAGAAGGCAAGAUUGCGGCUACCAAUUUCUUGGAGUCAACAUCUACUGCAGUUAGCUCGAAAUUUGUUGAGGAGAGUGCAAAAUUGGUUUAUGGAGAGGAUUCAGAUGUUGUAAAAGAAGGGAGGUUUGCCGGAAUUCAGGCUCUCUCUGGAACUGGUGCAUGUCGUCUCUUUGCCGAGUUCCAGAAACGAUUUUUCCCAGAUUCAAGAAUAUAUUUGCCUGAUCCAACUUGGUCCAAUCACCACAACAUUUGGAGAGAUGCUCAUGUUCCAGAGAGGACAUUCCACUACUACCAUCCUGAUUCCAAGGGUUUAAACUUUGUGGCACUCAUGGAUGAUGUCAAGAAUGCGCCAGAUGGUUCUUUCUUCUUACUUCAUCCUUGUGCACAUAACCCUACUGGGGUUGACCCUAGUGAUGAGCAGUGGCAACAAAUCUCAUCUCUGUUCAAGGUAAAGAACCAUUUUCCCUUCUUUGACGUGGCUUAUCAAGGUUUUGCAAGCGGAGAUCUAGAGAGGGAUGCUCGAGCAAUUAGAAUUUUCCUUGAAGAUGGCCAUCUAAUAGGUUGUGCCCAAUCUUUUGCAAAGAACAUGGGAUUGUAUGGUCACCGAGUGGGUUGUCUCAGUGUUCUCUGCAACAACAAAAUCCAAGCAGUUGCAAUUAAGAGCCAGCUACAGCAGAUUGCCAGCACAAUGUACGGCAGUCCACCUAUUCAUGGUAUAGCACUGGUCUCAAAAAUCUUGAGUCAUCCUGACAUUAGGGCCAUUUGGCAUAAAGAGGUCAAGUUCAUGGCAACUCACGUUCAAAGGAUGAGAGCUACUGUACGGGAAGCUCUUGAGAAAUUAGGUUCUCCCCUCAAUUGGCAACACAUAACUAACCAGGUUGGAAUGUUUUGCUUCUCUGGCUUGACUCCUAAUGAGGUCGAUCUGCUUGCGAAGGAAUUUCAUAUAUACAUGACAAAGGAUGGACGAAUAAGCAUGGGUGGAGUGACCGCAAAGAAUGUAGAUUAUUUAGCAAAUGCUAUUCAUGAAGUCACCGCAUUUGAUCAGGAUGCCAAGAUAUUACAUAACUUCAGUGCAUAAAAGGUUAAUUCUGACAGUUGCUUAACUUCCCUUGGUACUAAAUUUAAUUUUCUUACAUUAAACAAUCUUCCUAGAAGUUGGGGAAUGAAUUGAGCCCUGUAAUGUAUUAUUGGCCGUAGCAUAUGUUGUAGAAAAUUUGAAACUUUAUUGAAACUAGAAUCAAAUUCAAAUGAUUUUAGGCUGUAAAGCCUGCAA